CCGGAGUCGCCGCUGCGGCCGCCCAGCGUGGCCGUGGCGCUGCUGGCGCGGAACGCGGCCCACGCGCUGCCGCUGGUGUUGGGAGGGCUGGAGAGGCUGAGCUACCCCAAGGACAGGAUGGCGCUGUGGGUGGCCGUUGACCACAGCGUGGACAACACCUCGGCUCUGCUGGCCGAGUGGCUGGGCCGGGUGCGGGGCCGCUACCACCGCGUCUUCUGGAGACACCAGGAGGAGCCCAGGUCGUUCCCCGACGAGGAGGGGCCCAAGCACUGGAGCCCCGCGCGCUACGAGCACCUGAUGAGGCUGCGCCAGGAGGCCCUGGAGGCUGCCCGGGCCAUGUGGGCCGAUUACCUGCUGUUCCUGGAUGCCGACACCGUGCUGCUGAACCCCGACACUCUGCGGGUGCUGAUGGCCGAGAACAGAACUCUGGUGGCGCCGAUGCUGGACUCGCGCGCGGCCUAUUCCAACUUCUGGUGUGGGGUCACCGCCCAGGGUUAUUACCGCCGCACAGCGGCGUACCUGCCGAUCCGGCGCCGGGAGCGCCGCGGUUGUUUCGCGGUGCCGAUGGUUCACUCCGCGUUCCUGCUGGAGCUGCGCCGGGAGCGCUCCGGGGCCUUGGCCUUCCACCCGCCCCCGCCGGGAUACCGCGGGGCCCUGGACGACAUCCUGGUGUUCGCCGCCGCCUGCCGGCACGCGGGGGUGCAGAUGUUCGUCUCCAACCGGGAGCAGUUCGGGUUCCUGCCGGUGCCGCUCCCGUCCCGGAGCUCCCUGCGCGACGAGGCCGAGAACUUCCUGCACGUCCAGCUGGAGAUCAUGGUGAAGCUCCCUCCGGCCGAGCCCUCCCCCAACGUUUGGGUUCCUCCCAAGGUCCUGGACAAGCUGGGAUUCGAUGAGGUUUUCCUGAUCAACCUGCGGCGCCGCUCGGACCGCCGGGCGCGGAUGCUCCGGACGCUGCAGGAGCUGGGAAUCUCCCCCAAGCUGGUGGAGGCCGUGGACGGGCGGGCGCUGAACCGCAGCCAGGUGGAGGCGCUGGGGGUGCGGAUGCUGCCGGGAUAUCGGGAUCCGUUCCACGGGAGACCCCUGACCCACGGCGAGAUCGGCUGCUUCCUCAGCCACUUCCGCGUCUGGCAGGAGAUCGCCGAGCGGGGCCUGCAGCGCUCGCUGGUGUUCGAGGACGAUUUGCGCUUCGAGGUUUUCUUCCGGAGCCGCCUGACGGAGCUGAUGGAGCAGCUGGAGCAGGCCGGGAUCUCCUGGGACCUCAUUUACCUGGGCCGGAAGCGUCUGGAACCGGCGGGUUCGGAGCGGGCGGUUCCGGGCGUGCGGCACCUGCUGCGCCCGGGCUACUCCUACUGGAGCCUGGGCUACGUCCUGGGGCUGAGCGGGGCCAGGAAACUCCUGCGGGCCGAGCCCCUCGGGAAAAUGGUGCCUGUGGAUGAGUUCCUGCCCCUCAUGUUCGACAGACACCCCAGCCCCGAGUAUUCCCGGUACUUUUCCCGGCGGGAUCUGGAGGCGUUUUCUGCGGAGCCGCUGCUGCUGUUCCCCACUCACUACACGGGGGAGCCCGGCUACGUCAGCGACACCGAGACGCCCCCGGCGCCGCCCCGCGACGAGCUCUGACCCCAAAAUAAAAUUUACAUCUUUAUUUUUAAA
Molecule: messenger RNA, 1650 nt
Organism: Pseudopodoces humilis (Tibetan ground-tit)
Lineage: Eukaryota; Metazoa; Chordata; Aves; Passeriformes; Paridae
Source: RefSeq, a predicted model, not a curated record